AUGCAUAUGAGAGGAAAGCUGAGUGACUGUCGCUCCACGUCUCAUGACACCUUGCGGAGCGGCAUGCCCUCACCGCGGGUCGCGCAUUUCGACGGUGAGGUGCCUCCCGCACUAUCACCCCUCGACGCUUUCGCCGCCCAGGGUCGCUUUCUCGCCCGCCAACUCGACGAGUCUAGAAGGGCAGACCGUCGCAUGAGCCGACUGCCUCCUUCCAGCGUCGCCCGCUCCCUCUCACAAGGCCGCCCAGGCUUCUCCCGAUCCAAGUCCUCCACCGAUGCCGUAACCCGCACCGAACUCACUCGCCAGCCCACGCAGAAAGCCCUCCCCGAGUUCGAGGAGCCCAAAUACCGCCCGAUUUCCGAACACCCUCGAUUUAGCUCGGUAUCCAAUGCUACGACCGAGGCUAGCUUCUACGAUGAUGACGACAACGACACCACACCCCGGACGACCAUGGUUGGAACACCUGGAGAGGCAUAUGGCAUGCCUCGCGCCGAAUCUCCAGAGGAUGCGGUAUCGCUACCAAGCGGAGCGCAACCUCCGCCUGGCGUGACCCUGGUCGAACCUCGCGGCUCAUCCACCGAUUCACAGAAUUCGCGACUGAACAUCCCGCGCACCUUGGCGCCCCCGGUUUCGCCUGGCGCAUCCAGCGCCGCUAGAACUACGCACCCCGAGAGCUCCGAUGAUGACUACAGCAGUUCGACUGGCGGCUCAACGUUCUCGAAACCGAGGAAGCUGUCCUCCGGGAGCGCGGCGUCGUUACCUUACUCUCCCAAAUCGAAUUUCCCCCCACGCUCAUACCCCCGAUCGCCCUCUCUGAGCUCGGAAACGUCAGCAACGGGCGCGCACCACCUCCCUCGUCCUUCUUUCAAUUUCUCCCGCCCGCUGAGUCGCUCGAGCACCAGCUUGUCUGCCCCUGGAACCUCGACACCAACCGAGUCUAAUACACCUACGCCGAACCAGAUGCACCGGCGCAGCAAGCCGACCCCUCUGCUACUGCCACUUGGGACCGAGCAAGCUGCUGCCACCGCGCCCAACGGAGACGAGCCAUCUUCAGCCGUGUCGUCAUAUACCUACGCCAGCUAUGCCCUUCCCCGCGGCCGCUUCCCAUCUCGAGAUUCAAUGGUCUUUGCAGGCUUGCAAACGCCCAAUUUCGAGUGGGCGGAACCGCUAUUCGAAAAGACUCCUCCGCGUAAAUCAGAGGAAGCAUCUCGCACGGCACGCACACCAUCUCCCACGCCGCGCCGCAUGGAAUCUUCGCCAAAGCCUCACUCAAUGCACGAAGUCCCAGCCUCAAAUCCUCAAACACCUCCUCUACCCCCAGUCCAGCCCGAAACUCCCAAAUCCACCAGAUCUGUCAGAUCCACCAAAUCACUGCAGCCUCCCCCUAUUCCCUCAUCAGUGGAGCUGCUCCCCCGACGCUCGGCCGAAAGCGCCCGACAAAGCAACGAAAAAGACUCAACCGUCUCAUCUGCAGAUUCCGUCAGCACUGCGCGGCCGCAAACCGCCGUAGCCCCAGUGACAGCAUCGGGGCUUACGGCCGACGACCACGUCGCAAAGGGAAUCGAAUGCCACGAGCGCGGUUCCCUGAGUCAGUCUACUUACCACCUGCGCGUUGCCGCGAAACAAGACCACCCAACGGGCAUGUUGCUCUAUGCGCUGGCUUGUCGACAUGGCUGGGGCAUGCGGUCAAAUGAAAAAGAGGGCGUGCGAUGGUUACGCAAGGCUGUGGACUCCGUUGGAUUGGAAAUGCUCGCUAAUCCCGAUGCCCCUGGUGCUUCCAAAGCAAAGGAGUUGCAGAAGGCUUACAGGGCGCAAUUUGCCCUCAGCAUCUACGAGUUGGGAGUGAGUUAUCUCAAUGGCUGGGGUAUCGAGCAGGAUAAAUCGCUUGCGCUGCGCUGUUUCGAAAUCGCCGGUCAGUGGGGCGAUGUCGAUGCCAUGGCUGAGGCUGGAUUCUGCUAUGCUGAGGGUGUUGGCUGUAAGAAGGAUAUGAAGAAGGCUGCGAGAUUCUACCGCCAGGCCGAGUCCAAGGGUAUGAGUAUGGUUGGCAAUUCUUGGAUCUAUAAAGAUAAAUACAUGGCUGAGGCUGAGGCCAAGGACAAGGAGUCGCGCUCGCGGGGGAGAAAUACUGGCCGGAAUGCCAGUGGCGAGAAGGAGAAGAAGCCUCGGAGCAAAUCUCGCACUCGCAGUAUCUUCCAGCGCAAGAAGUCCAUGGUUCCGGAGGCAUAG
Messenger RNA from Penicillium brevicompactum, 2226 nucleotides. Its product is annotated as tetratricopeptide repeat protein. The record is from RefSeq and is a predicted model, not a curated record. Lineage: Eukaryota; Fungi; Ascomycota; Eurotiomycetes; Eurotiales; Aspergillaceae. The transcript is spliced from 2 exons. Bases 1 to 2226 code for a protein of 741 amino acids. Gene Ontology annotation, molecular function: protein binding.